AUGAAGAUUGUGAGUUUACCAAAUUUCAUCUCUAAACUAAAGAACCUCACAACAUUGUUGCUUUCUGGCUACUCUAAAUUAAGAGAUCUGCCAUGUCUUUUGAUUCUUCAAGAAUCGAAGAAGUUGGAUCUUUCUGGGACUAAAAUUAAGGAAGUACCUGAAGGCAUGGAUAUGCUGAUAAAGCUAAGAUAUCUUGAUAUUCAAGUGUUUACUCUGAUAGAGAUACCCGCUGGACUUUUACCAAAACUCGUUCACCUUCAGCACUUGAGUGUUUCUGGGAAUAAUGAAAAAACAAGUCUAAAAGCAGAGGAGAUAGAACCAUUGAAGAAGUUGGAGUGCUUAACCGGACAUUUCAAAGACAUCAGUGAAUUCAAUAAGUUCAUCUCCUCAAUGCAAAAAAGUAAGAAAAAUCUCAUCAAGUACUCUUUACAGGUGGGCUUAGCUAUUUUCCCUCAUAGAAGAGAUAAAAGAGUAACAAUUGGAGGAGUACAGAAUUGGGAAGGUGAGUUAAUUAUGCACCCAAUUGAAAUUCAGGAGUUGAAUAUUGUAAAGUGCGACUAUUUGACAAACUUAGUCGAUGAUAAUUCUUCCUUCAAAAAUGCGACUAACUUGAGGAUUUAUGAUUGUAAAGGGAUAGAGUGUGUUGUUUCCUUGUCCUCUUUUGCCUCUUCUUCCGCUCAUCCAUUUCAGAGACUCGAGAUGUUGGAUCUUCUACAUCUGCCAAAGUUGAGUGCCCUUAUUAUGAAUGAUGCAGGAAUUGGUUUAGCAAUAACAUCAACAUUGGCUCUGUCGACCACCUUUUCGCAUCUUAUGAAAAUUUUUGCACGGAGAUGCUCAAGUAUGAAGACGUUGCUUCCACAUUGGUUGCUUCCAAACCUCCAAAACCUGGAUGAAAUAUCAGUGGAUCAUUGUGAUGAGUUAGUAGAAAUAUUGGGAGCAGAAACAUCAGAAGUUGAAGAAAAAGGGAGUGAUGCAUUAAUCAAAUUCCAUAUUCCCAAAUUGAGAGAGUUGUCAUUCUGGGAAUUACCAAAUUUGAAGAGCAUAUGCAGCAAAAGCAGAGUGAUGGUUUGUGAUUCUCUUGAGUUUAUCGAUGUUUAUAAGUGUGAUAAAAUGAAGAGAAUUCCUCCAUUUGUUCCCCUUGUUGGCAAUGGGCAGCCAUUUGCUUAUGCUCCACCUUCUCUUACCAUCUUCUCAUGCACAGAAUGGUGGGAAUCGUUGGAGUGGGAUGACCAUCCAAACUUUAAAAAUGUUCUUCGCUUCAACCCCCUUGGAGUAUAA
Molecule: messenger RNA, 1278 nt
Organism: Gossypium raimondii (Peruvian cotton)
Lineage: Eukaryota; Viridiplantae; Streptophyta; Magnoliopsida; Malvales; Malvaceae
Product: disease resistance protein At4g27190-like
Exons: 1
Coding region: 1-1278 (425 amino acids)
Source: RefSeq, a predicted model, not a curated record